This is a messenger RNA of Vespa mandarinia (Asian giant hornet), 3861 nucleotides long. RefSeq names its product fatty acyl-CoA reductase wat-like. Gene Ontology annotation, biological process: long-chain fatty-acyl-CoA metabolic process. NCBI's taxonomy places the organism in Eukaryota, Metazoa, Arthropoda, Insecta, Hymenoptera, Vespidae. Gene Ontology annotation, molecular function: alcohol-forming very long-chain fatty acyl-CoA reductase (NADP+) activity. The record is from RefSeq and is a predicted model, not a curated record. Gene Ontology annotation, cellular component: peroxisome.
UUUUUCAGCAAAUUAUUGGAUAAACGUACCUUUUCCUACAUCAUUGAAUUUACAAUCGAUUUGAUCUAUGCUAUCUCGUAGAGAAAAGUUAAACGAUAAUAAGAAGAUAACCUUAAAAUGUUAUUUGAUAAAAACUAGAAGUUGCCAGUGAGGUUAGGAUUAAAAAUUCACUGAAUACAUCAACAAUGCAAACUUCUGUAUUUUCGACUUUCUCAAAAAUAUUUCUUGUAAAGUCUGAUGAAGUGUAUUCAAAUAAGAUUACUUUGCAGUUUGGAGGAAAAAUAAAAACAUCACUGAAGAUGUCAUUAAAAGAAAUGUAUAAGUUUUUAAUGUUUAACAAUUUCUCUUUAGAAAUUGUAAAAGCCAUGAACAAUUGGAUAACAACAAGGAUAAUGAAAAGAAUGGAAACAAGACUUUGACUGAGGAAGAAAGAGUUGUCUGAGACAUUAUUUUUUGACAGAAAGAUUGUCUUCCAUAAACAAUGCCAUUGAUUCCAAAUUAUUAUGGUCAUAUUAUAAGAUACUAUGAAUAUGAUCUGGAUGUUAUUAAAAAAAGCUGCAUGUACAAUCUUCUUGCAUAUAGUUUUAACAGAUGACAAGCCACUUCAAAACUUUUCUUCAAUGAAUUGGUGUAAUUAUAAAAUAGUUGGAGCAGAGCUAUAUUUACAAGAAUUCUUUACCCGAGGCUGUUAUAUUGACUGUGAGGUUAGUUUACAGAGAUUUGAUGAAUUCAGAUCUAGUGAAGAAAUGUCUUGCAGAGAAAGCACUAUGUUAAUGAAUUGUUCAAUAAUGUUAUAUGAAAAAGAAUAUCAAAAAAUAUACUUGAGGAGUCUCACCUUGAAGCUUGGAAUAUAUGUGAUUCUGUCAUUCUAUUUAAUGAUGAUAAUUCAGGCAGAUUGGAAGAGAUAAGGGAUAAAAUGGUCAUACUAAAGGAACUGAGUCAAAAAUUAAUUUGGAAAAGUGGAAACGAUGGAAGUGUCAUUAAAAGAGAUUGAACAAGAAGUGUCUUUUAAGAACGUCAACAAUCAUUUAGGAAAAAAGUAAAAUUCCAAAUCCAUUUAGGAAUUUUAUUAUGGCCAAAGUAUAUUUAUAAUCUGAGGAAUAAACUUUAUUGGAAAAUUAUUGAUCGAGAAAUUGUUGAGAAUAUAUCCCGACAUCAGCUGCAUUUAUCUUUUGAUACGUUCAAAAAACAGGAAGAAUGUGUUGAUUGUUGACGAGAACUUUUUUGAAAAUGCGUUUCUCGCACUGGACCAGCGAUGACAGUCGAUUCGCACGGAGGAAAUGUCCGCCGUCUUGUCCUUGUUGUCUGAACUAUAGAGAUCCAAUGGUCGCGAUGAAUAAAAGGCAGCGACACUAGGCUAGAAUACCGUUGUAGGCCAUCAGCAAAAUACCGCUUGCCGCGUUCUCGCAAAUUAAUGGGAGAACGUGCGUUUUUUCAAAGGAUCCCGUGGGAAAUGGAGAAGUAAUUGCGAUAUGUAAAUCUCACCGUGUAUUUCAUUGGAUGAGUUACAAUUGUUUGUGUGUCUCUUAUAUGAUGCAUAGUUAGCCGAACUGAUUGCUUGAGAGCUUAGAUAUUGUGAGUCUGAAAGAUGGAACUUGACUCCUCAGAUGUUGUGAGUCUGAAAGAUGUAAUUUGACUGCCUUUUUGUCUAUUUUGAACUAUCCACGUAAACUUAAAUGAGAUUGGUAUAGGGCGGAGUUAUGACCUAUGGAAAGGGAAAGAAUAAAUGUCCCAUUGGUCGGAGAUAGUUCGUUGGAAUGUUUGAACAUUCCAUGUGUGCUCCUAUGUUCUAAUGAUCGUGAUUGGAGUAUGACAAUGGAUAUUUCAAGGAUAAGCGCAGAUAGCACUUAGCUUAUCGAGCCUAGGCUUCUACUUUUACUGUUUAUUUAUUGGCCGAAUCGACACAUUAUCGAAACCCAGGUUCCCAAGUAUAACUGUUUCCAAUGGAGUUAUAUGAUCCUUAAGAGAAAGUACCGUGAACAAUGGAGAGAUGCACAUGUACGUCAACGCAAGGAAAAAUUCAUUAAAGAUUUCAUACCUAUGGAAAUGUACAAAUGAUGAAAAAGCUAUGGGAAAGAAACGAGCAGGAUAAUAAUGGUGUCAUAGAUAGUUUUAAGACAAUUGACAAAGAUUCGUCUUACGCAAAUUUUAAAAAAUUGACACCAAUACAAACGUUUUAUCAUGGAGAAAGCAUAUUAAUAACCGGUGGGACAGGAUUUCUUGGAAAAUUAUUAAUUGAAAAGUUAUUAAGAGGAUGUCCAGGUAUAAAGUGUAUUUAUUUAUUGAUACGUUCAAGAAAAGGGAAGGAUGUGUCUCAGCGCUUGGAAGAGAUGUUCGGGAAUGUGUUAUUUUCAAAGCUUAAGGAGAAAGAACCGACAUUUCGAAAUCGGAUAAUCCCAAUCGAAGGCGAUUGUACCUUAUCGAAUCUUGGUAUAUCGAUAAUCGACAAUGAUGAACUCAUAAAAGAGGUAUCCAUUAUUUUUCAUGUUGCUGCAACUGUAAAAUUUAAUGAGAAAAUAAAAUUGGCGACGGCUAUCAACGUUCGAAGUUUGAAGGAUUUGAUAAACUUAUCGAAGAACAUGCCGAAAUUAAAGAGUUUCGUUCAUGUGUCAUCUAUUUAUGCCAAUUGUAUGGAGAGUUUGAUUGAAGAGAAAUUUUACGAACCACCGAUGGAUUCUGAUAAAUUGUUAAAUUUGGUUGACAGCAUCAAUGAAAAAUUACUCGAUGAAAUUACACCGCGAUUACUCGGUAUAUGUCCGAAUUCUUACGUGUACACGAAAGCUGUUGCCGAGAAUGUCGUGAAAAAGAAUAUUGGGAUAAUACCAAUUGGAAUAUUUCGUCCAGCAGUUGUAAUAUCAACUUAUCGAGAACCCAUUCAAGGAUGGGUUGAUAAUAUAUACGGACCAAUCGGAAUUGGAUUAAGCGCUGGACUUGGAUUAAUGCGAGUAAUACAUUGUGAUGGUUCAAUAAAAAUUAGUUUAGUACCGAGCGAUAUGGUGGUCAACGGUUUAAUCGCUAGUGCCUGGGACAUUGCAUAUAAUCAAAGAUUGAACGACAUUCCUAUAUACAAUUAUGUGUCUAAGGAUAAUCCAAUAACUUAUGACGAUUUAAAAGACAAGGCUGUCAAAUAUGGAUUGCAAUUUCCUACUGCAAAAGCAAUUUGGUAUUAUAGCUUUAGAAAUAUAAAACAUCGGUUGGUUUAUAUCUUUUACAUGUACUUGCUACAUUUAUUACCAGCUCUUAUUGUGGAUACGUUCGCUUUGUGUAUCGGUAAACAGCCAAGGUUACUUAAAAUAUAUAACAAAAUUCACCAAUUUUCGGACGUAAUUAAUGUAUUUACUACAACCGAAUGGCAGUUUACAAAUGAAAGAUGGGAGGAACUGUUAAAAAAAUUAACAGUGGAAGAUCGCCAAUUGUUUUUCUGUGACAUAAAGGAACUAAUAUGGGAUACUUUUUUUGAAAAAUAUAUAUUAGGGAUAAGAUUAUACGUCAUAAAGGAUCCCAUUGAAACUCUUCCACAAGCUCGUAUAAAAUGGCGAAGGCUUUACUGGAUUCAUCAAACAUUGAAACUUAUUAUCGUCUCUGUUCUUUUAACUAUAACAUGGGCUAUAAUUUUGAGACUAUUUGUAAUUAUUGACUAUGCGUAAAAUUAACACAGCGACAUCAAUUAUGACAACCGAAAAAAAGAAAAUCGUAAUUGAUACGUUUUGCCAAAAUAAAAGAAUCAAAAAUCUGUUUUAUUCAAUGCAUUCAUAAUAAAUGAGAUCAUUUAUGGGAUAAAGAUACAAUUAAUAUGGGGAAAAAUGCAUUUUUUUUUUUCAUAAAAUUUCAUAUGGAUGUUGAUAUUUGAUUUUCUUUUUC